UCUAGACACACCUCUUCGCCGUUGAAGAACAAGACAGGAUAGAGUUCGCCGAGGCUGCUGUAGCGGGCUGGCGCGGCCCGCGCCGUCAAUGGUGCUUGACCGUUGCAUUGGAUGCGGGAGGAGAGCGAGGGAAUGGAAUUCCUACUUGAUGCGGUCGACAGGUUCCCGGUGCGGGAGGAGUAUGCCGACAAUCUUGAACACCCAGAUCCAGUCCCGCUGAUGUACCUACUGGAUAAGGUUACUGCUAACACGGCUGUUCACCAAGCGGAUGAUGAUUCUGCGGCAGCUGAGAUGUUGGGGGAUGGUUUUCUCACCGAGGGGCAGGUGGGCGGCCAACGUAGACGUGAGGAAUCUCCGACGAGGUCUGCCCAAUCGACUGGCAAGGUAAAUCCACAGGCCCCCGGCUGGACUAAAAGGUGAGGCUACUGAAUCUAGUGUUACUGCCAUCGCAAGUAUAUGCAGGAUAGAUAUUCUGAUUGAUAUUGAUAGGAUGAACCCCUUGAGUGUGGGUGCUGCGGGGCGGGGAAAAUUACUUGUCGGACCAAAAGCUUUCUGAAAUAGAUAAAUGGGAAGAUAUCCUAGUAAACCAGCAAGGAACAACUGUUGUUUGUAAAAAAUUGGUGUUGUAAUCAUGAUGGUUGAUGAACUUGUGAUUUGCCUUUGGAAAUCAGGGAAAAAAUGGUUACGAGAAAGGUAAUGAUAGGUUAACAUGUUCACGAAUGUAGUGGGAGGCCUGUCAAUUGUUGCUGUUUUAAUGUCUUUCAAACAUUUCAACAGUUUAGCAUUUUGAAAAAUGUUUCAGGCUCCGUCUCGGGAGUGCACCACCCGACCGUGUGCCUUGUCCAUCUAGGAUGAGCGCCCUGGAGCUAUCAAUGCGCAAAUAUGCCGAGCAACCAGACAAGAGUGUGGUGCAUCCUGAGCUAGGUCUCACUUUUGAUUCACUUGGUGAGGCAUAUGAUUUCUACAACUUGUAUUCCUAGGAAAUUGGAUUCGGAAUAAGAUAUGGAAAAAGCAGGCUAAAUGCUGAGAGGAGGAAAACCAUGCAGGAAAUAGUAUGUGGUUGUUCGGGUAAACCAGAUGCCGAGAAUAGCAGGUCAUGCAGGUGCGAGUGCCCGGCUCUAAUCAGAUUGCUUCGUUCGUCAGACAAUAGUUGGUACAUAACGGAGCACCGGGCGAGCCACAAUCAUUCUAUGUCGCUUACAAUGGGAGAAAAAGUGCACUGGCCAUCGCAUAAGCACAUAGACGUCUACACCAAAGACUUAAUAAGGCAGUUGAGGGAGAACAACGUCAACCUAGGCAAGGUUUAGAGCAUAAUUGGUAGCUUCUUCGUUUCGGUUGAAAAGGUUCCAUUCACUAAAAGGACACUCAGAAACAUUUGUGGAAAGAUUAGUCGCGAGCAAGCCGAAGAUGAUGUACGGAAGACACUGCAGGUGUUCGCCGACAUCCGGUCGAAGGACCCUGACUUCUCCUAUGUGGUUCUGGCUGAGAAGGACAGCAAGGUGAAGAAUCUCAUGUGGGCAACUAGGAGCAGCAGGAUGCAGUACAGGUUCUUUGGCGACGUGGUGACAUUUGACACCACGUACAGAACAAAUCUGUAUGACAUGCCAUUCGGUCUUUUCGUUGGAGUUAACAAUCACUAUCAGAGUAUCAUCCUGGCAGGAGUUUUGAUGCGUGACGAGCAAGAGGAAAGCUUCGAAUGGGUGUUUACAGAAUUCAUUCGCAUGAUGGGCGGACCUGCGCCAAAGACAAUACUCACAGACCAAUGCAGAGCUAUGGAGGUUGCAAUCAAGAAAAUUUAUCCAAACACUGUGCACCGAUGGUGUAAGUGGCAUGUUCUGAAGAAGGCGAAGGAAACACUUGGGCCGCUUUACACGAAGAAGAGUGAUUUCCAGUCUGAAUUUCACAAAGUUGUUAAUCACAUGAUAACUGAAGAGGAAUUUGAAACAGCAUGGGACGGCCUGCUUGAUAAGUACAAUCUGAGGGGUCAUAACUACAUGACACAAAUAUAUGAGACAAGACAUAAAUGGGCAAAACCAUAUUUCAGAGGAGUGUUCUGCGCAAAGAUGACAAGUACACAGAGGAGUGAGAGCGCAAACCACAUGCUGAAGUCAUACAUGCCCCCCGCCAGCCCGAUGCACGUUUUCGUCCGUCAAUACAUGAGGCUUCAGUUCGACCGUGAGCAUGAUGAAAGCUACGAGGAGAAGAGAACAAUGAUUGGGUGCGCAGUGCGGCGGACAAACCUUGCAAUAGAGCGGCAUGCAAGCAAAAUAUAUACAAGGAAUAUGUUUGAGGAAUUUGGACGCUUACUAAUAGAAGCAACUGCAUACAAUGUUACUGAAAAAGAAAAUAUGAGGAAAUAUAUAACUACUCACAAUAAUGCAGCCAAACGAGAGAAGUGGAGCAGGGUGGAGUAUGAAGUUACAGUUAACGAAGACAGAACAAUAUUCACGUGCGAAUGUGGUCAAUUUGAGCACACAGGCAUGCUUUGCUGCCAUGCUUUGCGGGUGAUGGAGAUUCUACAUCUUGAUGAAAUCCCUAGAUAUCAUAUCUUGAAAAGGUGGACAAGAGAUGCUAGAGAUGUACUACCGGAGCACCUGGCUCAGUACCAGAAAGACAAAUCGCAUAAUUUGUCUUUCACGUACAGGCAUUCAACAUUAUAUUUUAAAGCCAUGGAAGCUGUUCGGAUGGGGGAUGCAAGUGCUGCAUGCUAUGACUACAUGAAUUCUGGACUCGACUCCCUGCUGCGGGGUGGAGCACCUCUGGCGGCCGUGCGUGAUGGAUUGGCAUUCGAGGAUCGUCUAAAUGACAAUGGAAAUGUUAGUGCAACGUGUAACGGCCAAAAUGAUAAUGCAGUUCAGGAGGCUGAGCAAUGCAACAGUGCUGUGAAUUCUGUGGGCAUGAAUGAACUUCACUGCCUUGCAGCUCCGGAAAAGCGUAGAGGUGCUGGUAGGCCGACAAGCAGCAGGGAGAAGGCACCAUAUGAAGGGCUGAGUAAGAGAACCAGGUUCUGCAGCAUUUGCCGGCGCGAGGGGCACAAGAGGACGACAUGUCCAGAACGAGGGGAUGCUCCGAAGAAGCCGCGGAAGCCAAGCAAGUGCAAGAACCGCGGAAUAGAGGGGCACCGGCGGAACACAUGCAAGAGGCCUCUUGGGUUUGCCGAGAGCUGAGCAGUGCAAUCUCCAUUCAAUGACUCUGAUUUCUUUUUUUCCGUGAGUCAUGUAUCUCAUUUUCCUGAUAUUGCUUUGAUGAGGCAAGGAGAAAAAAAGGGGUGAUGCUGUGGGAAGAAAAUGUAAUUUGGUCUGAGAUAAACUGUCCAUGUUUUCAACAAUGGUCGCGUGUGUCUUUGAACACAUGUAAGAAUUUAUCGUUUCAAGAACAAUUUUGUAGUUCCAAUGUUUUUUAGAAUAAGUGUUUCGCUCUUGUAAGGGCGAGAGACAAUUAGGUCUGUUACCAUACUUUGUUUUCUGGGGCAAUAUUUGAUAUUUGGGAACAUAUUCGUUUGAAUCAGAUGUAAUU
This is a messenger RNA of Triticum aestivum (bread wheat), 3516 nucleotides long. RefSeq names its product protein FAR1-RELATED SEQUENCE 5-like. The record is from RefSeq and is a predicted model, not a curated record. The transcript is spliced from 6 exons. Gene Ontology annotation, molecular function: zinc ion binding. Gene Ontology annotation, biological process: regulation of DNA-templated transcription. NCBI's taxonomy places the organism in Eukaryota, Viridiplantae, Streptophyta, Magnoliopsida, Poales, Poaceae. Bases 1512 to 3167 code for a protein of 551 amino acids.